Molecule: messenger RNA, 1371 nt
Organism: Saprolegnia diclina VS20
Lineage: Eukaryota; Oomycota; Saprolegniomycetes; Saprolegniales; Saprolegniaceae
Exons: 3
Coding region: 66-1208 (380 amino acids)
Molecular function (GO): hydrolase activity, hydrolyzing O-glycosyl compounds
Source: RefSeq, a predicted model, not a curated record
UCUACGCGGUCGCCAAGAAUGGCACAGAAGUCACGUUCCAGAUCAAGGGCGUCAACUGGUUCGGCAUGGAGACGGGCAUGCAAGCACCCUUUGGGCUCUGGGACAACGACCAGAAUGGCACGACUGUGUACGAGAUUGCCAAAUUCCUCGCCAACAACAAGUUCAACUCGGUGCGCGUGCCCCUCUGCGUCUCGAGCAUCCUCGAAAACAAGCCGCUCGAAGCGUCGAUCGUCAACCGCGUCACCAACCGCGCUCUGGAUCUGACGUCGUUUCUGAGCUUACUCCAGACCGUGGUCCAGUCGCUCGGGUACCGCCAGAUUUCCGUCAUGCUGUCCAUGCACACGCUCGACCUCAUGAACCGUGGCGGGUCGCUCUGGUACGGCUCGACGGUCAGCGAAGCCCAAUUCCUCAAGUCGAUCGACAUGCUCACGGCCGCGCUUUGCUCUGACAAGUACUGGAACAUCCUCGGCGUCGACGUCAAGAACGAGCCAUGGGAAGGCACGUGGGGCACUGGCGCCAAGAACGACUUCAAGCUCGGCGCUGAGCUCAUUGGCGCGCGUAUUCUCAAGGGCUGCCCGAAGUGGCUCGUCUUCGUCGAAGGCGUCAACGCCCAGAACGACGUGACGCUCGACGGCCAAGCCUUUGCAUAUUACGACUGGUUUGGCGGCGGGCUCCAGAAGGCCGGCGCCUUUCCGGUCGUCCUUCCGACCGCUGAGAAGCUCGUGUAUGCACCCCACUACUACACGCCGGCGGUGUUUCCGCAGUACUACCUCUUUGGCGGCGGCAAGGUCGGCGCCGGCAACGCGAUCAACGGCUACGUCGAGCUCAGCGACGAGAAGCUCCUGGGGCGUGUGGCCCAGACCAUGCACCAGAUGUUUGGCUACCUCAACGACAAGAAGGACAUGGCGGUCGUCCUCGGCGAGUUUGGCGGCCUCUACACCAAAGACGCGCACCCGAUGAAGACGACGCAGCGCUGCACCGACUUUACGAUCAAGACGAUUCUGAGCGAGAAUUACGCUGGCGGGUACAUGUGGUCGCUCAACCCCGAGUCCGCGUACCAGUACAACCCGGCCGAUACGCCCGGCAACUAUGUCGAAGGGCUUGUGAACGACGACUGGCGGUCGGCCAACCUUCCGUUUUUGAAAGCCAUGCAGGCCAUGGACGCGAUGAAGGACCUCAAGAUGAUGCCAUGCUUCCCGAUCGAGUAGAGACGAGAUCAAAUGCAUCUAUGUUUGUGCUGAGUGGCAUGUCCAAGUCCGCGUGGCUACCGUGGGCGAGCAUGAGCACAGGCCGACUACAGCUUGGGCGUUUGAAACAUAGAGCAUCUUGCAUCUCAAACGUAAUACGAGUCGGAACAGCAUGUUCUCGGGA